AUGGCAAAUGAGAGAUUAAACGACUUAGUGUAUCUCCAUGGAGAUCUUGAACUCCAUAUCAUCGAGGCUCGGUACUUACCUAACAUGGACCUCGUUGUAGAGAGGAUUCGUCGUGUUUUCAACGCUUUAAAUAUUUUUGAUAAGUAUUAUUAUGCUUCUCCACGUAACAAUAUAAUCACAAGUGAUCCAUACGUGACUGUUUGCCUAGCCGGUGCUACAGUAGCACGAACGCGUGUUAUCUCAAAUUCCCAGUCCCCUGUUUGGAACGAGCAUUUUAAAAUUCCAUUGGCACAUCCAGUUUCUCAAAUAGAGUUUUAUGUCAAGGAUAACGAUGUAUUUGGAGCAGAUUUGAUUGGAAUCGCAACGGUCUCUGCAAAUAAAAUAAAAUUAGGUGAGACCAUUAGCGGUUGGUUCCCGAUCAUCGGCUCGUUCGGGAGACCACCUAAGCCUAAUGCGGCAGUUCGACUAGAAAUGAGAUUCGUACCAUGUGGGAGAAACGAUGGGAUUACGUCAUUGGGAGUGACUAAUAGUUAUUUUCCAGUAAGGCCAGGUGGGCAUGUGACUUUGUAUCAAGACGCUCACGUAUCCCACGAGGAUAUGCCCGAGAUUGAGUUAGAAGACGGUGUCUUUUACCAGCACGAGCGAUGUUGGGAAGACAUAUGCCAUGCAAUUUUGGAGGCUCACCACAUGGUUUACAUUACUGGUUGGUCGAUAUUCCACAAAGUGAAACUGGUUAGGGACCCAUUGCGACCCUUACCCAAUGGUGGGAAUCUCAGUCUUGGUGAUCUAUUAAAGUACAAAUCACAAGAAGGUGUCAGGGUCUUGUUGUUAGUGUGGGAUGACAAAACAUCUCACCACAAAUUUUUCUUUAACACGACCGGAGUAAUGCAAACGCAUGAUGAAGAAACGCGAAAGUUCUUUAAACGCUCUUCUGUUUCGUGUGUGUUGUCCCCGCGUUAUGCCAGUAGUAAGCUUAGCAUUUUCAAGCAGCAGGUUGUGGGCACCCUCUUCACGCAUCACCAGAAAUGUGUGAUUGUAGACACACAAGCAUCAGGGAACAAUAGAAAGAUAAUUGCUUUUAUUGGAGGACUUGAUCUAUGUGAUGGUCGAUAUGAUACCCCUCAACACACACUCUUCAAAGGUUUAGACACUACAUACCAGGGUGAUUACCACAAUCCCACAUUUUCAGGAGGAACCAAAGCACCUAGGCAACCAUGGCAUGACCUUCAUUGCAAAGUAGAAGGACCGGCGGCUUAUGAUAUCCUAACAAACUUUGAACAACGUUGGAAAAAGGCCACAAAGUGGUCUGAGAUUGGAAAGAAAUUUAAGAAGGUAACUCGUUGGCAUGAUGAUGCUCUAAUAAAAUUAGAACGAAUCUCAUGGAUUUUAAGUCCGUCUGCGACAAUUUCAACAAAUAACACUUCCUUAUGGGUCUCCGAGGUAGAAGAUAAGCAAAACUGGCAUGUUCAGAUUUUUAGGUCAAUUGAUUCAGGAUCAUUAAAAGGGUUUCCAAAGGAUGUUCAUGAAGCUCAUUCUCAGAAUCUUGUAUGUGCCAAGAAUCUUGUAAUCGAUAAGAGUAUACAAACAGCAUACAUACAAGCAAUCAGAUCAGCACAACACUUUAUAUAUAUUGAGAAUCAAUACUUUAUCGGAUCAUCAUUUGCAUGGCCGAAUUACAAAGAAGCAGGUGCCGAUAAUCUGGUUCCCAUGGAACUUGCACUGAAGAUUGCCAGCAAGAUAAGAGCAAACGAAAGAUUCGCGGUGUACAUUGUGAUCCCAAUGUGGCCUGAAGGAGUUCCUUCUUCUGCACCUGUACAAGAAAUUCUCUACUGGCAGGGGCAAACGAUGCAAAUGAUGUAUGAGAUCAUAGCACGAGAAAUUAGAGCCAUGAACCUUGAGAAUGUUCACCCGCGAGACUAUCUAAACUUUUACUGUUUAGGUAACCGGGAGGAGUUGCCAUCUCGUAGAAAAUGUGUGUCAAACAACAAUGAAAUGGUUUCGUUAUCUCAAAAAUGGCAAAGGUUUAUGAUAUAUGUACAUGCGAAGGGAAUGGUAGUGGAUGACGAAUAUGUGUUAUUAGGCUCCGCAAAUAUCAACCAAAGAUCAAUGGCAGGAUCGCGAGACACAGAAAUCGCAAUGGGAGCAUACCAAAGUCAACAAACAUGGAGCCACAGGAAAAAACACCCUCGUGGUCAAAUUUAUGGAUACAGAAUGUCAUUGUGGGCAGAGCACAUGGGAAAGGUGGAUGAUACAUUCAAGGAACCUCAAAGUUUAGAAUGUGUGAGGAGAGUUAAUAUGAUAGGUGAUGAUAAUUGGAAGAAAUACACAUCCGAUAAUUUCCUUCCUUUACAAGGUCAUCUUCUUAACUAUCCACUCGUUGUUGAUAUCACUGGAAAACUAACUACUUUGCCUGGUUUCGAUACCUUCCCCGAUGUUGGUGGUAAAGUUCUUGGUACUCGAACCAAUCUUCCUGACGCUCUUACCACAUAG
Arabis nemorensis is the source of this 2490-nucleotide messenger RNA. NCBI's taxonomy places the organism in Eukaryota, Viridiplantae, Streptophyta, Magnoliopsida, Brassicales, Brassicaceae. The record is from the annotation of a GenBank genome assembly.